Molecule: messenger RNA, 4074 nt
Organism: Pomacea canaliculata
Lineage: Eukaryota; Metazoa; Mollusca; Gastropoda; Architaenioglossa; Ampullariidae
Product: G-protein coupled receptor 54-like
Exons: 7
Coding region: 987-2555 (522 amino acids)
Biological process (GO): G protein-coupled receptor signaling pathway
Cellular component (GO): membrane
Molecular function (GO): peptide binding; neuropeptide Y receptor activity
Source: RefSeq, a predicted model, not a curated record
CGCACGCGCAUUAGAUCGUAGUUGUCGUCCACACGACUCCUCCAGCAAGUCGCCCCCAUCCUCACUGCCACCUGUUCUCCCUCCCAUUGCGAUUCUUGCCGCCACCACGCGUCUGGGCCUGCAUGCGUGUAUGAGCAUGGCUUGGUGGCAUCGUCUGCUAACUGGCCUUCCAGUUGAACCGCAAACGUCCGGCGCGGGAGGUGGCUCCUCCGUAAAGAGGACAGAUGGCGCCUUGAGCACGAGGACACGCGCACGACUUUAAGUCUGUGAAACAAUAGGCCUCUUUCGGCUUUUACUUCAGACCGUUGAGAUGAGAUGAACACGAGGCUGAGAAUUAUCAGGACAGUUGUUCGCCUUCAAAAAAAUUUAUCAAAAAAUAAUUGUGGAAUUAUUUUAUUUUUCUUCGGAAAAAAGUUUGAUUUUUUCGCUUGCUGUGUAAGAUGUUAAAGUGCAAUUACUCACAUAGGAAAUGAUGGAAAAGAGUGGGCCAGACUGAAGAGGAUCCAUUUUCUUGUGUGAAUACCAACGUUACUUGUAGCAGGGUGUGUAAAACAUUGAGGUCGCUUGUGAUUAUGUUUCGGAUAGAGAUUUUUAUUCAUUUUGUCCUCCCAAAAAUAACUUUGACUUUUUGAGACAAGUAGUUUUGAUGUACUUCUAAUAAGAACAUAUCCUAAAAAAAAGCACAACACAAGAAUUAAACACGCGCAAGUACAUAGAAGAAAAUAAAGACUUUGCCUAAGAGUAAAACGUUAGUAACAAAUUAACCUUUACGACCUCCUCUAAUUUGAGAGUUUUUGGUGAGCACUAUACGAACCUUCUUGUGAAGUUAAGGACACAGUUCGUGAUGAAACUUUGAGUGCUUCAAGGAUGAGACAAUUUUUGACAUUUUAAAGAUUUUGAACAUGUGCCAGUACGGAGAGGUCCACAGCCAGUGUGAUUAGCCAGUGAAAGUUGGGAACUUUGAGUUCCCCAACAAUCAUUUCAUCAUGUGGAACGAUCUUCACUCUGACUACUUUGCCACUCACAGUCUCAGUGCCCUUCACUCGCGUUCUUUCCAUCUGAACGAAGACAUCGUGAACGCCGCCAACCAUUCGCUCACGUCACGUAAUCUUCACGUAGAUGAUGACGUAGAGAGCGACGCCAGCAACGGCAUCAGCACGGCGGGGGACAACAGCACUGACUAUUACUACGACUACGACGAUUCGGUGGGCAGUCUACCCGUUAACGAGAUGGUGGUGAAUGGGGUCGGGUACGGGUUGGUGUUGCUGAUGGGCUUGGCCGGAAACAUACUGGUCAUCGUGUCCGUGGCCAGGUAUCGGCGGAUGCACAACAUCACCAACAUCUUUCUCUUGUCCCUCGCCACCGCGGAUCUCCUCCUCGUCUGUGUGUGCGUGCCGGUCAAGUUUGCUCGCUUCUUCACUUUUACCUGGCGUUUGGGCGAGGUGAUGUGCAAAGGUGUUCAUUACCUGCAGAACGUCUCCAUCAUCUGUUCUGUGCUCAAUCUUACCGGUCUUAGUCUGGAAAGGUACUACGCUAUCAUGUACCCCAUGAAAGCUCGGUACAUGUGCACUGUUAAGCUGGCCAGACGGUCUGUGAUUGGGAUUUGGAUCCUCAGCCUCGUUAUGGCGCUCCCGAUUAUUGUUGGACAGGGUCACUUCUUGGUCGGCGGGUCACGGAAGGGCUACUGGUGCAUGGAGAGAUGGCCGGACCUCGUCUACCAGCAGCUCUACCAGCUUUACAUGCUUCUGAUCGUCUACGUCCUGCCCCUGACCUUCAUGACCUGCACGUACGUCAGCAUUUGCCGGAGGUUGUGGCAGGUCCGCUACCAACGAGCAUCGAUCCGUGCAGGCCACUCGUGCUCCGUACGAAGCAGCCACAACCUUCUCCCUAUUCUAAUGACGUCCCCGCCGUCAUCUUCCGGUGACGCAUGCGCUCAGCGGGGUGAAUUUCGUCUGCUCGUUCGUCAGACAAACACAGGAGUGAGGUGUAAGCGAGGCACGCAGAGCGAGGAUGCUACGAGAAAACAGGUCGUGAAGAUGCUGGUGGCGGUGGUGGCUUUGUUCGCGCUGUGUUGGGGUCCGAUCAUCGUCAACAACGUUCUCGUGGCCUUUGGGCUGCUGGAGGAGCUGCACCUGGGCUCCCUCAAACCCAUGCGACAGGCGUUCUGGCUGCUGGCCUACCUCAACAGCUGCCUCAACCCCAUCGUGUACGGCUUUAUGUCCAAGAACUUCCGAGAGUCCUUCCGGAACACGGUCUGGCAAUGUGUUCUGCGGAAGACACCGGCCAGUGAUCAGACCAAUGGGAUCUACUGGCGGUGCUUGUUUCAGCAAGUUCCCUCAGGCGUGUCUCUCAGCGUCCACUCGCCAUCAGUGUUCAGCGACAACGGCCGCUACCUGACCCCUCCUUCUCUCUCCAUGCACCGCCUUAGUACACAGAGUACAACCAGCGCACUUGCAGCACCCAGACCCUCCCCAUCCCCGUCCCUCCUGCUGACCAAGGUCAGUUGCUAUGACGCCGACUCCUUUGCUGUCGAGAUGGAGCAAAAGGAAGAAUGAAUAGACUGGUGCAGACAGAGAGCAGUCACGUGACUUGGACAUGGGAGGUGAACUUACACUCGACGGUCGUGUGUGUAUAAACUUUAACUGUGAUGUGGACGUUUAUCGGAAGGAUAUUUUUGAAAAAAGAGACAUUUGGAAAAAAGGAAGAACGAAAGUAAAGAAAGAACAAAAGAAAAAAGAAUGAAUGACAGAAGGAAGGUUUAAUGGGGAAAUAAUGACUUAAAUAAUGAAGGAAAAAAAUCAACGUGUGUGUGUGUGUGGUUAUUGUGAUUUCUUCCUUCCUUCUUCAGUCAUUAAGAAAAGAGGAAGAAGAAAAAAGAAUGAGGAAGGUGUAAUGGAGAAAUAAUGACUUAAAGAAUGAAGGAAGGAAACGUAAUGACCACACACGCACACACACUCUACAGAGAGAGAGACAGAGAGAGAGACAGAGAGAGAGACAGAGAGAGACAGAGAGAGAAAGAUAUUGGCUGACACUACUGACACGAUGUCGGAGCACAUUCUCUGUAUGUUUUCAGUCUUGUGAACUCUCGACGAUGUCUCAGAACCAAAGCUUUGGCAGAUAAAUGAUCAAAUGAUUAACCAUGGAAAAAUUCUGUGUCAAGACCUGAAACAUUUUGUUUUUGUUACAUCAAAUUGUGAAACAAUAUAUUUCCUUCUAAUAUUCUUUGUGAUUGUGUGGUUGCAGACUUUUCAUUUCAGAAUGGCUAAGGGUGUUUGAUGGAGGAUCUGUAUAUCUGGCAGGUCUCAGCGUGAUUUCUUUCUUUCUGUAUUUUCUCUCACUUUUCUUUUGAGUUUCCUACUUGCCGAAAGAAACCUCCAGAACAUCCCACACAUUUUCUUACUACACAAAAGACCAUGCAGCUCUUCAUGUGAAGACCAUAAAGGACCUCUUCCUGUUUCAAAUAAGUAGUGGACUCCAUCGUCAUCACUUCCCGGUUUCCUCAGACUGUAAUCAAUAAGAGAAAUGCCAAUUAGUAUCAAAAUAAAAGACAGAUGUGUCAAAAAAUGGAUUGUCUAUUGUAAGCACAUGUUUUUGUAUUUCUUUCGUGAGUUCUUGACAACCUCAUCCAUCAUUGCCUCUGGUCUGUUGAUGAUCUCACCGGGGCUAGCGAGAAAGGGGGAGAUGUUUUGUGAUACACACAGACGUGGCAGAUGAUACGACCAAGAAGGCAGAAAAUAGAACCCGAGCAUCGGGAUGUAGCCUCCAGGUCGUGGACAAGACACGAAAUGGACAAAUCACUAAAUUCCUCCUCCCGUCCGACUGAUCAAAGCCGCCCGUCAGUCGAGGCUAAGUCGCCGGCCUCCUGGCCACGGUGGACCACUCUGUCUGCAGGCACGAACAUCACAUGUUUAUGUUUGUCGUCUAAACAGCAAAAAUAAGAACCAGAAAAUUAAAAAAAAAAGUUAUGAUGCACUUUUUGCUGUAUAGUGUAAUUAUUAUGUACUUUAUGUGGUGUACAUCCGAUGUAAAGCAAAACAUAAACAAAACAACAAAUAAAACACCUACAUAAUAAAA